Tricharina praecox is the source of this 2540-nucleotide messenger RNA. RefSeq names its product myosin-binding striated muscle assembly central-domain-containing protein. The transcript is spliced from 2 exons. Bases 71 to 2503 code for a protein of 810 amino acids. Gene Ontology annotation, molecular function: protein binding. The record is from RefSeq and is a predicted model, not a curated record. NCBI's taxonomy places the organism in Eukaryota, Fungi, Ascomycota, Pezizomycetes, Pezizales, Pyronemataceae.
CUUCCCAGCCAGCUGUUGAGCCCCAGCACCCUACCUCACCCCACCACUCCCGCCCUCAAUUUCACCCCAAAUGACUCCCGAAGACACUCGUGCUGCAUCACUAGCCACAACAUCACUCGAGCAUUUCCAGGCCAACCGACGAGAGGAUGCGGUCCGCCUCCUGCGCGAAGCUCUGAGCCUAUCCCCCCAGAACCCAAUCGUCCUCUCGACCUUCGCCGUCCUCCAAGAAGAUGCCAACACUCCACCGACAUCAAAGCUUAUCCACAAAUGCGUGAUCAACUCUGAUGAACCGGCGGGCCACGAGGCGCUCCGAUUACUCCGCGAUCCGAACGCUGCCUCGCUACGUAACGACACAACGGUAGAAUGUCUAGAGCUGCUUAUGUCCACCCCCACCGCGCCGCUAGCCGGAAAGCUACUGGGGGAACUUCUACGAGUCUCACGAGGUGCACGGGAGCACGUUGCGUUGAAACUGUGUGGUGGGAUUGAGGAUGUGAUGAAGGUGUUUGAUACCCUGGGGGAAGAGGCGAUUGACGGUGUGGUUGCGGUUCUGCUGGAUGGUAGUGCGUGGGAGAAAGACAGCAGUACCCACUCGAACUGCCUCCGCGAAUGCUUCAAAUGGCUCCUAUCACGACUUGCCGGAACGACGUCGGACCGUCGACUAUGUGUUGCGCGCUCCGUUGCACGGCUACUGGCGAGUAAAGCGGAGGAGCUACACCCCUUUGUUUCACAAUCCGGACUCGAGCAGUUACUAAACCUCCUCGAUGCCACUUCACCACCUGAACUACGAUCUCACGCCACUCUUGGGGUCGCCAAAUUCGCGGACGCCGCCGGUGAUGUCGGACAGAGUAUGAUCGGCAAGUUUGUUGCGUUUCGUCUAGCGGCGGAUGAGGAUGAGGACCUGAGACUGGCGUAUUCGGUCGCCGCCGCGAUAUUUCCGCUUGUGCCACAGUUUGCAGCGACGUUGUUUUUGACUGAGGGGUUUGUCGAGGGGAUUGUACCAAGUUUGCAGGCGCGGCCGGAAGAUGUUGAGGCUGCAGCACUGGAUAUGCUUAGUGCUGCAUGCGUGGAUAAGACUUGUCGGACUUAUAUCGCCACGCAUUGUACUGAGUACCUGGAGGCCCUGGUGAAGAGUGGUGAUCAGGGGAAGUCCACAGCUGCCGUGGUCCUGGCGAAAGUCAAAUACACUCCCGGAGAAGGGAAAGAUGUCAAGCAGAAGGAUAUGGACAAGCUUGCGAGUGUGUUUAAGGGGAUGAUGUUGACAUCCGACGCGGAGGUGCGAGAUUCGUCGGUGGAGGGACUGGCGUAUACUUCGUUGAAGGGUUCGGUGAAGGAGAUGUUGAUCCGCGACAAGAAGUUCGUCACCAGCUUGGUCGAAACCCUCCAGUCCUCGUCCGGAAAACCAACGGUGAUGUUUGGCGCCCUGACGGUGGUCAACAACCUCACGGCAUACGCACCUACCCUCUCCGAAGAGCAGCAAAAAGUAGCUCAACUCAAGAAUUACGCCGAGACCAAACCGCACGCCAAAGUCGGCCUGGAUCCCGAAGACAAAGACGAGCGAGUAACCCCGCGCUGUAAAACCCUCCUCGACGCCGACAUCAUCCCCGCCCUCGUAGCUUGUAGCAAAAAGCUUACGCCCAAUGCCAUCGGCAUAAUCUCGCACAUCCUCCUCUCGCUAUCCAAGCACCAAAAGCACCGCGGCCUCAUCGCAUCCCAAGGCGGCGUCAAGCUCUCCCUCAAAUUCUACUCCUCCACCACCUCCAACGGCAGCGACGCCGCGCAGCAAUCCGCAAUCCGCCGCACCUCGGCGCACGCCCUCGCACGAAUCCUCGUCUCCGUCAACCCCUCGCACGUCUUCUCCUCGCAGCUCGCCAUCUCCUCCGCCAUCCGCCCACUGUACCAUCUCCUCGAGGACAGCGAGGAGCACAAGGACCUAAUGCCUUUGUUCGAGGCGCUCCUGGCACUCACCAACCUAGCGUCAACCGAGGACACCACACGAGACCAUAUCAUCCGCCUGGCAUGGACCAAGAUCGAGGAGCUGCUGCUGAACGAUAACGUCAUGAUCCAGCGCGCCACGGUCGAGCUGAUCUGCAACCUCAUGGCGUCGCCCACGGCGGUGGCGAAGUUUGCCGAUGGCUCGGCCGCCGCUAGUAAUAGACUGCAUAUCCUCCUUGCGCUCGCGGAUGCGCAGGAUCUGGCGACGAGGAGAGCCGCCGGCGGUGCGCUGGCUAUGCUGACGGAGUGGGACAAGGCCUGUGAAGCGGUGGUGAAGAGGGAGAGGGGUGUGAAGAUCGUGCUGGGGAUGGUGAGUGAGGAGGGCGAGGAGAUGAGGCAUCGGGGGGUUGUGGUGCUGAAAAAUCUGGUCUGUGGACCUGGGGCGUAUGUAGAUGAGGUGAAGAAGGAGGGCGGCGUGGAGGUGCUGAGGGAGGCGCUCAAGAGUACUAGACAGCCGGAAGUGCUUGGAUUGGGCGUCGAGACGUUGAAGGCUUUGAUGGGGGUCAAUUGAUAUCUAUGCACUUUUUAUAUAUUGGACAAGCUGGGAA